Pterocles gutturalis (yellow-throated sandgrouse) is the source of this 855-nucleotide messenger RNA. Its product is annotated as chondroadherin-like protein. Lineage: Eukaryota; Metazoa; Chordata; Aves; Pterocliformes; Pteroclidae. Gene Ontology annotation, cellular component: extracellular matrix. Gene Ontology annotation, molecular function: protein binding. The record is from RefSeq and is a predicted model, not a curated record. The transcript is spliced from 2 exons. The annotation marks the transcript as partial.
AUGAGGCCAUCCUGGGGGCUCCUCCUGCUCACGGCAGCCCUGGUGCUGGGGAGGACGGCUGCAGCCCGCUGUCCCCCACCCUGUGUCUGCGACAACCUCCGUGCCCAUACCCUGUGCCUCAAUGGGAGCCUGACGGCCGUCCCCAACACCAUCCCGCAGCUCACCAAAAAACUGGACCUUCGGGGCAACAGCUUCAUGGUCAUUGCGGCAGGAGCCUUUCUUGCCACCCCGUACCUCACACACUUGGACCUGCAGCGCUGCAAGCUGGAGAGGCUGGAGGAAGGGGCUUUCCGGGGGCUGGGGAGGCUGCUCUACCUCAACCUGGCCUCCAACAGCAUAGCCCUCCUCUACCAGGAGUCCCUGGAUGGGCUCUCCUCCCUCCAGCAGCUCAUCCUGACGGGGAACCGCAUCGAGGAGAUCCAGCCAGGUGCUUUUGGCCAUCUGGGGUCCCUCACUGUCCUCGACCUGAGGGCGAAUGCCUUAGUCUACCUCCCGGACAUGGUAUUCCAGGGUCUGCAGGUCCUCAAGUGGCUCCGGCUGUCCCACAACGCCCUCCACGUGCUGGGCAGCGAGGCCUUCGCUGCCCUGCCUGCCCUGCGUAGGCUGAGCUUGGACCAUAACGAGCUGCAGGCGCUGCCUGGCGAGGCCCUGGCCAGGCUGGAGGGGGCCACCCGGCUGGACCUGGGCCACAACCCCAUCACUUACAUGGCUGAGGAGGCCCUGGCCAUGGCCUCCCUGAAGAACCUCUUCCUGGACCACGCUGCCCUCCAGGAUGUGGCGCCUGAUGCCUUCACCCGCAGCCCCCAGCUGCGCACGCUGGACCUCCGUGAAAACCAGCUGCAGGGGCUGCUGCCC